AUGCGUCUAGCCUACACCGCAGUGACAGCUCUGGUCACCGUCUUCGUUUGUAUCGACGCGGUCCCGAAGGCUGUUAUCAAGUCCGACGAUUUUUCUGUGGAUCGCAGCUCAAACGACCGCGUCAACGAAGUGAACACGGAGAGACGUUUGGGCGAAGCGGAUCUGCACGAUGGCGGACCACCGCUGGCCUCUGACAAGGAGGCCAGAAAUGGCCCCAUCGGCGUCAUCGAUGAUGUUUUAAAAGGCGGUACAGUCUCUAAGAUCUUAAACUCUAAUGUGUUUGGCCAGUCGGUGAAAAAUGCGGGCGAUUCUGCGAAAGUAGCUGCAGCUGCGCUCAAGGUGAAACAGGCGGACGAUGCUGCGACGGUGGCUGCAGGUGUGCUGAAGGUGAAGGCAGCGGAUGACAAAGUGUUGACGGGUUUGAAGUCCAUCCAAACUCAAGGUUCCAAGAAGAGAACACUUUCGUCGACGGUCCGUGACUUCUUCGCUCGACUAUUUGGUUCCAAGAAGAACCCAGAAACGGCGAAGGCCACCCGAAGUGAUGACGUUAAGAAGGAAGUGGCCCUCACCCGAAGUAACGGGUUCAGGAAACCAGCAAGGGCGGACGAUGCUGUGCUGGCGAAGGCGGACAAUGCGGCGAAGGCGAAGGCUGACGCUUUGAUGAAGGCACCGUUUGGAAAGAAGGUUGUGAAGUCGUUUGGAGCCCUCAUGGAUCGACUUCGUCGAAAGAACACAUCGAAGGAGGGUAUAGCGCUCGCGAGCCAGGGGUUCUUUCAUCGGAUGCAAACACAGCUUGCGAGUUUGCUUAAAAAGAUGCGACCGGCGGCUAAGAGCGCCUCGACCUAG
This is a messenger RNA of Hyaloperonospora brassicae, 846 nucleotides long. Lineage: Eukaryota; Oomycota; Peronosporomycetes; Peronosporales; Peronosporaceae. The record is from the annotation of a GenBank genome assembly.